AUGGGGUUCACUGAUGGUCAACUAUUGUCGCUUAACGUAUCAGUGCAAGUGACUGCCAUCCUCUCCAUAAUUGGAGCAUUGACAGUUCUUGGCCAUAUAUGGUAUGAUGUAAAAAGAAGACAGCAAAAUCGGAUAACCGCCUUCUUAGCUCUGUCUGAUCUGCUGACAGCGUUGUCGACUGUCUUUGCUCAAUAUCCUAUCAGUGGCUUCCUGUCUAGUGGUUAUCCCACAGUCUCAAGCACUGCAUGUGUGGCUCAAGCCUUUGGGAUUCAGACAUUCUUUAUUGCUUCGGCAUGCUGGCAAGUCGUGGCAUUAUACUUAUUUGUAUUGCAGCAAACUGGGUUUUAA
Messenger RNA from Synchytrium microbalum, 348 nucleotides. RefSeq lists its product as uncharacterized. The coding region runs from base 1 to 348 and encodes 115 amino acids. Gene Ontology annotation, cellular component: plasma membrane. The transcript is spliced from 2 exons. The record is from RefSeq and is a predicted model, not a curated record. Gene Ontology annotation, biological process: adenylate cyclase-activating G protein-coupled receptor signaling pathway. Gene Ontology annotation, molecular function: G protein-coupled receptor activity. NCBI's taxonomy places the organism in Eukaryota, Fungi, Chytridiomycota, Chytridiomycetes, Synchytriales, Synchytriaceae.